AGAAGUGUGCCGGAAUUUAGCAUCCUGGCGCUGAUGUCACGUAACUAACACAUAAACAAAGAUACUGUAAGGUAACUUAAAGCUGGGAAGGGGAAAAAAAAAACAGUUCCUGUAGUGAUGACACGCAAAAUUUGAUAAACAAAAACGUUGUUAAAAAUCGCUGUUUGGGACCCCAAACUUGUCAUUUCAGCAAUCAAGAGGAGUGGUGGCUAGCAGCGUUAAGGCUAGGUGAAGAAACGCCAACCGCAUCCUUUUUUGUAAUCACACUGCUCACGGCACAUAAACUGUCUUAUUCAGCGGUGUCGUCACAGUAAAUUACAGCUGGCAGUUGUGGUACUGAGUGUGUAAUUCUGAAGAUAAUACGAAGUAGCUACGGCGGCGUUAGCUUCAGCUAUUAGCAAGCCAGGGGCGCCGCUCGGAGUCAGCUGACCGACGAGUGAUGGAUCAACUCAAAGUCAAGGACCGAAUUCUGGAGAACAUCUCGUUGUCUGUUAAAAAGUUGCAGAGUUACUUUGCUGCCUGUGAAGAUGAGACUCCAGCCAUCCGAAAUCACGACCGUGUACUUCAGCGCCUAUGUGAACACCUUGACCAUGCUCUGCUCUAUGGGCUGCAGGACAUCUCCUCAGGUUACUGGGUUCUGGUCCUUCACUUCACCAGGAGAGAGGCUGUCCGCCAAAUAGAGGAGCUUCAGCAUAUAGCAACUAAUCUUGGACGAAGUCGUGCAUGGUUGUACCUGGCAUUGAGUGAGAGCUCUUUAGAAAGCUAUCUGCGUCUCUUCCAGGAGAAUCAAGGAUUACUUCACAAGUACUAUUUCAAGAAUGCACUAGUCUGCAGCCAUGAUCACCUCACACUCUUCCUCACUCUGGUAUCAGGGCUGGAGUUCAUUCGCUUUGAUCUGGAGCUGGAUGUGCCAUACCUGGAUGUAGCACCAUACAUGCCUGAAUACUACAAACCUCAGAACCUGCUAGACUUUGAGGAGAGGCUGCCCAGCUCAGACAGCUUGUCCCUCCACUCUUUUACCUCCCUCACCUCCACCAACCUUGAAUGGGAUGACAGUGCCAUUGCCCCCUCCAGCGAAGAUUAUGAUUUUGGUGACAUCUUCCCCAUGUUGCAGUCAAUGCCAAGUGCAGACUGGGAAGAGGGAGACCUGACUGAUCAGGCCAGCUGCCCACCAUCCAGUGGUUCUGAUCCACAGACAGUCAUCAGUGACACUGUGGUCCUUUCUGCUAGUAAUGUUCCAGUGAAGGUAGCAGUUCAAAUGUCUCCACACAGCCCAACUUCCAGACACAACCCCUUCAAUGAGGACUCGGACAUUAACUCCUCAGCCGAUGUUACGCCAGUGCAUAUCGCAAGUUGCCAUUAUCGUACUACAACUGGAGAAAUUAUGAAGGUCAUUGGCAAUGAGUUGGAGGUCAUAAGAAUGGCCAGACGAAAGAAACCAAUCAAGAAACGACGUGGGAGGGGUUCCACAGACUCGAGCAGCAGUAUCCACAACUCUCUGUCUUCUGAGCACGUGGACAUGGACACCAGCAUUCAGGCUCCAGAGGCUGUGGAUUCAUUAAAUUGCACUAUCAUGCCAGAGCUGGAUACAGUUGAGGAGAGUCUGAUGAGAAGAAGUACAGCAGGAGUGGAGGUUGAAGAAGGACUUGAGGAAGGGCUUCUUCGGCUUCCAGAGAUGACAGAUACCUCCAUGGCCAAUGUUGGUCAACCUCUCAGUGAUGUCAUGGACCAGCUCAAUGGUUCUCUGGAUAGAGAUGAGGUCUGGGAGGAUUUGGAGGACAAGAAGGUAAAAAAUCUAGACUCCAUGCAGCAGCCCUUUCGAGAGGAUUCAGGUGGCGAACCACCUGAUCCAACCCCAAGACAGACCAAUUGUGCCCCAUCAGCCACAAGCCCAAAUCUCACGCAAGCAGCUACAGACUUAUGCUGCUUUACCCCCAACAGUCCAGACACUCCUGCAACGGGUGGUGGCCACAAUGACUCUUCAGAGCAUAGCCAGUCGCAGACUCUUUCAGAUAGCCAUGAAGAUGAAGGAGAGACAGAAGGACCAUUAGGACAGAAGCCAGACAUUAAGAAGUGGGGAGAUGACGUACAAGGAGAUGAAACGGGAGCGUCAGGACUACUACAUGACAAGCUGAGUCCCUCAGAAAAUUCACAUCCUGCAGAGUUUAAGGUGGACAACAACCAUUUGCUGCUUCUCAUGAUUCAUGUAUUCAGGGAGAAUGAAGAGCAGCUCUUUAAGAUGGUGAGGAUGAGUACCGGCCAUAUGGAGGGGGAUCUGCAGCCUCUCUACCUGCUGCUCACUGACUGUUACAUUUACCUGCUUAGGAAGGGAGCAGCAGAAAAACCCUACACAGUAGAAGAUGCCGUUUCAUAUAAUGAGUUGGACUAUAUUUCAGUGGGUCUUGACCAACAGACAUUGACAAUGGUCUGCACAAACAGGCGAAGAAAGUUCUUGUUGGACACAGCUGAUGUUUCACUUACUUCCUGGUUCUUGGCAGUUCUCAGAUCAGCCAUGGUGAAGGGCUGUCGAGAGCCACCUUUCCCUUCAGUCCUGACAGAUGCAACCAUGGAAAAACUGGCUGUUGUGAAGUUCAUCUCUCAGGAAUCUCACUGUGAGGUAUCUGAAGUGUCCAUCCGACUUUAUUCACUUGUCCACUGGGAGGAUCCAAUGGACAUGACCUUGUCACCUCAGUACAACACAUCAAGUGCUCGACUGGCUUCCACCACUAAGGAAGGAGUUCUGCAGUACCGGGCCGGCACCACCUACCUGGGGAAAGAGGUGUGGAAAAGCUGCUACCUUAUUCUCAGCAAUGGGAUGUUGUACUUGUAUGCAGAGAGAACUGACAGGACACCGGUGCUUUCAGUGACUAUGGGAGGAGAGCAGUGUGGAGGAUGCCGUCGCUCCAAUAGCACAGAGCGACCUCAUGCAUUCCAAGUCAUCUUAACAGAGCGCCCUCCACUGGAGCUCUGCGCCAACAAUGAGCAGGACAUGGCUGACUGGAUGCAGCUGCUGUGCCAAUCCGUCUCCAAAGGGGUCAUCCCCCAGGGUGUAGCCCCCACCCCAUGUAUCCCAUGUUGCCUGGUGGUCACAGAUAGGAAACUGCUAACUUGCCAUCAAGACUGUCAGACCAGCUUCUUCCGUUCACUGGGCAGUGCUGAUAUCUGCGAUGUCGUGGCUGUCAGCCUGGAGGCCAACAAAGAGUACUCUAUCAUUGAGUUUACUCUGGAUCGCUCCCAGUUCCUCCCUCCUUGGGUCUUGUACUUCAGUGGGUGCGAAGAGAGAGAACGUCUACUUACAGCAUUAGACAUGGCCUGGAAAGACAUUUAUCAGGUGAAGCUUCCCCGCAGAGAGAUACUGGAUUUAUCAGUGCAGAAGCGCUGUGGCGAGGCCCUGGCCCUGAUGAAGAGCGCCUGGCAGAGAGCUGACAGUCUGGCCCGAGGCAGAGCCCAGCGUGAGCCCUGGUGCUGAUGGAGACACUCACGCUGACCUUGUGGUACCUGCUGGAUGUCAACAGUCUGUAUUUCCAGAACAGAGCAGUUCAUCACACAGAGGUGUGGAUUUGUGGUCGCUGACUCUUCACUCGUACCACACAGUCUGUUUCUGCAAAACGUCUUCACAAAACUGAAAUGUCAAGAUGAACCAAUCAGACGGCCUUCCUGAUUGUGUGCAGAAUUAGAUUCUAUUCAAGAAACUUCAGGAGUGAAAAAAGAUUUUGACAGGAAUGUGACAAGUCUUGUACGAUGGUGUGUUACUUGCAUGCUCUGUCACAAUGAAGUGACGGUAAAAACCUCUUGCUUGAAAUGAAGUGACUGAAUCUGCUGUUGGCUCGACCUUAUAUUUAAACCGUGAUGAUACCUUGUCACAUUCUUUCAGAAAAAUGUGCAGUAACAAAUCGCUUGGACACUUGUAAUUUGUUUGGCUUUCAUCUUCUCAGUGGCCCUUCACGUUAGUAAACUGCACUCACAUAGACAUCCAUAUUCAGCACAUGCGUGUGUCCUGCUGAACUGAUGAUUGACUUUCCUCAGAAAUAUAAUCUGAUUUUUGUCAUGUCAUAUGCAGCAUCAUGAUGUCCUAAGCCAUAUCUGACGGGUGUGGUCACCUAUCACUGAAGUUUACGUGUGCACACCCAACAAACAGAAAUCAUUUGCGCUCGCUGCUUAAACAGAUCGCACAAUUAUGUGAAGAUCAGAUUAGGGCUUGUUUACCAUAAACACAGAAUUGUUAUAGUGCAGACAUAUAACGCACUGAAGACAGUUUCUUUUGUCUGCGGGUGUGUGUGUCAGUGUUGUCAGAUCAGGAACUGUAACACAUUUUCCUUUUUCACUGCUCUGAAGUGACAAGUGGGUAUAGCCACACAAAGUAGCACCUUUUUGUUUAAUAUUACCACUUCUAAUUUUGUGUUAACAUACGCAUUUUAUUUUAACAGUUGUAUACUUGUUGUAAACAAUGAGUCUGGCUGAUGAGACUUUUGUUUCUGCAAUAAUGGACUUCUUCCAGUUCAGUGUCAUGAAGUAAGAGCCCUGCUCUGUGUGAAGGUUACGUUACAUUGAUUUUAUUUUGCACAGUGAUUGACAGUAUCAUAUUGCAUAUGGAGGAUUUAUGUCACAAAAAGUGAGCUACUUGAUUAAAACAGACAAUCCUUUUGCACCACAGUCAGCUUGAAGUAACAUAUGUGAGAGUAUGUACGAGGGUAGGCUGAAAAGUUCUAAGGCUCCCCAUGAAGGAGUAAUGCAUUAACUGCAUUAUAGUGAGCCUUAGAACUUUUCAGCCUACCCUCAUAUAAGAUUUGCAACAUUGUUAAUUAACCUUGGGACUUGCAGUAAUUGUUCUGCUAUUAAAUUAGUGCUGUCUGCAAUUAAAGCGUCACCAAAAACAAAAAAAUCUUUGAGCACAACUGGAUGGAAAAUCAGUGGGUUGUGCAUGUUGCAGUCUCUUACUUUGCAGUAACAGUGGUGACUCUGACAACCUUACGUUGUCAUGGAAUAGUAGAUUAACUGGGAGAAAUUACUUUUGCACGUACACCAAGAAUUUUUUUUUUUUUAAUGGCCUUACACUGUUCAGAACAGAGGUGGGACGAAGUCACCAUUAAGUCACUCUCAAGUCUUGAAUCAACAAGUCGCAAGUCUUAAUGACCACCCGUUGUUUGCAAGCUGACUUGAGACUUGACUUGGGACUUGCAGAUUGAUGACUUGACAAUGACUUUGUCCCACCUCUGGUUCAGACUUUUGGAAGCGUUCAGUUUGUGUGAGCUGUAAUGUAUUGAUUGAAAGACAUAUAUGGUACAUCUUGGCAUCAGCGGGUUCUGCCUGAUGUAAUAUGCAGUUUGGGUGGUGUUUGUAAUGCUUACCAAGUACUGGCUAAAAGCAUUGUUUUUGGUAUUGCUCUAUCUCAGGUACUGAAUUGGCUCGGCCUUUAAAAUAUUCCAAAUGGUACCCGGUCCUCUACAUAUGGCAUUUUUGUUUGCAUGAUUUUAGGUAGUUAUGUCAAUUCUCAUCAUUGUAUUCCAGUUACGUCAGUAUUGAUCUGUGUUUAAAGCCUUUUUAAAUGCCCCUUGAUCUCGGUCAUCUGUUCUCACAGAGAGAAAUAUUACCUCGACACAUUGUGCAUUUACUUUACUACUCUUUUAUCCGUUUACAUCCGCCAUUGAGUUUGUUUUUGUUGGUUUGGUAGAUUUAGUCUAAACUGAAUGAACCUGAUUUUUGGAAAACAUCCUAAAGAGUUUGGGUAUAUGUUUGAAUAAAAGCCAUUACCUCUUGGAGUGGCGCUACAAAAAAGGCAUAGUCAAGACAUCAAAUUUACAAGCUUGUUAGGUCCUUGCUGGCUGUGUCUGAGUGCCCGUCAAUUAUUUUUAAUUUCCUUUCUCUUUUUUAUUCUGUUGAUAAUUCAGCAUUAUGAUCUCGUAUUGUAAGCACAGAAAUGGCAGCAUAGUGCUGGUAGUAAAGAUUUUAUGACUGUGUCCUUCAAUAGUUCUGUAGGUUCCUGUAUGGGAUUCAUCAGCAGUGAAGUUGGACUCUCCAGUGUACGUAUUACUGAAGGACUUUGACUGGAGACUGUAGAGAUGAGCUGGUGUAACAUAUUAUUUGGAGUGCCUUAUUUAAAAAAAAAAAAAAAAAAAAAAAGCUUAUUGGUGGGGGCCUAUAAAAUGUGUAUAUGGAACAUCAGUCAGUAUUUCUGAGGUGUUCUGAAGCAUUAACAUUGCUGGCCAAUGAUUGGUUACAUCUUUUAAGUGACACAUUAUUCAAAAGUGCUUUUUGAUUCUGUUGUUGCAGUGUGAUUAAUAUCUGUAAUAUUUUGUAUUAUGUUUAGCAGUUUUAUUAAAUUGUAAAUACAACACUAAUCAAAUAUACAUACAUGCUCAAUUAUCAUGCUCGUCAAGAGGGUGGUUUUAUAUUGUUAAUAAUGCUAAUUAAUGUACAAAUAAAGCUUUGUGAUUGGAGCAUCGUAAUUAAAUAAAUUUAAACA
This is a messenger RNA of Thalassophryne amazonica, 6463 nucleotides long. It is a transcript of the gene plekhm2, whose product is annotated as pleckstrin homology domain containing, family M (with RUN domain) member 2. NCBI's taxonomy places the organism in Eukaryota, Metazoa, Chordata, Actinopteri, Batrachoidiformes, Batrachoididae. Gene Ontology annotation, biological process: positive regulation of membrane tubulation; lysosome localization; regulation of protein localization. The transcript has 20 exons. Bases 440 to 3469 code for a protein of 1009 amino acids. Gene Ontology annotation, molecular function: kinesin binding. Gene Ontology annotation, cellular component: endosome membrane. The record is from RefSeq and is a predicted model, not a curated record.